AUGGCCAUAGCUUGUCCUCUGUUCUUAAACUGUGUGUGGCUUUGGUGGGGCUGCAUGUGCUCAUUGGGCUCCUUGCUGGCUGUGCGUGGACACAUCCCUGCACCCCAUGGUCCCCCAGAUUUGGAUGUGCAUAAUUGUCCUGCUUCUACACAAAGCCAACUGCCUGAAGAGCAGCUGUCGGUGCGAAGACCAAACCUGUAUGUGAGCAACCAUGGGGGUAGUGGAAGGGAGCCUGAAGUGCUUAAGGUGGCCAGCAAGCUAUCCUGGGCUGUGCUGUCACCUGAUGCAAACUCACCCCUUGCUGGCACGUCCCGCAUCCGGUCCCCACGGGACAGCGGUGCCACCCCCCAUGGACGUGACAAUAUUUCGGCUUCUGGAGGUCGCUAUUUUUGCGCGGUGGUGACGGCGAGGUUGGCCCCGCUCCUGCCUGUGCGGGGGUGCGGCCGGCGCCACCUGACCCCGGCGGCGGUGGUGACAGCGGAACUAAAGAGAGAAGUAACAGUGCUUUGCUGUAGGAGCUACCACAGAGGUCUUGGAAAGAGCAGCGAGCACUUCUGGGGAGAUGCUCAGACCCUCUUGGUGCAGAGAAGCACUAUUGGGAAAGGGAAUCUUACAGAAGAUGCAUCUAUGGCCUUUAAAAUGCUCUACUUUUUGUUUUCCCCUGCAGUUUCACAACCACAGGCUGUACAUAGCCAGCUGGAGAAGCCAUCCAGUACUGCAAUUCUCUGCAAUACCUGUGGAAAACCAUGCAAAGGAGAAGUUUUGAGAGUUCAGAACAAAUAUUUCCAUAUUAAAUGCUUUGUUUGCAAAGCUUGUGGAUGUGACCUGGCUCAAGGAGGAUUUUUUGUGAGACAGGGAGACUACAUCUGUACUUUGGACUACCAGAGACUCUAUGGCACACGCUGCUUCAGUUGUGAUGAAUUCAUUGAGGGAGAAGUGGUCUCGGCACUGGGCAAAACCUAUCACCCAGACUGUUUUGUGUGUGCUGUCUGCAGGUUGCCUUUCCCUGCGGGUGACCGGGUAACUUUUAAUGGGAAGGAAUGCAUCUGCCAGAAAUGUUCCCUGCCCCCUGCCAGCAGCACUGGCUCCUUCCCUGUACAGAACCUGAGAAAUUGUGGGGGCUGUGGUUCAGAAAUAAAGAAUGGUCAGUCCUUGGUCGCCUUGGACAAACACUGGCAUUUGGGCUGUUUUAAGUGCAAUACAUGUGGCAAGCUACUGAAUGCAGAGUAUAUCAGCAAGGAUGGGGUUCCGUAUUGUGAAACAGACUACCAUGCCAAGUUUGGGAUCAGGUGUGACAACUGUGAAAAGUACAUCACAGGAAGAGUGCUCGAGGCAGGAGAGAAGCAUUAUCACCCAACCUGCGCACGAUGUGUCAGGUGCAAUCAGAUGUUUGCAGAAGGAGAAGAAAUGUAUCUUCAAGGAACAUCCAUUUGGCAUCCAGCUUGUAGACAGGCUGCAAAGGCUGAAGAAAAAAACAAGGAAACUAGGACUUCCUCUGAGAGUAUUAUUUCUGUACCUGCUUCAAGUACAUCAGGUUCCCCAAGCCGUGUGAUCUAUGCAAAGCUUGGAGAUGAAAUUCUUGACUACAGGGACUUGGCUGCUCUUCCUAAAAAUAAAGCCAUCUAUAACAUUGACCGCCCAGAUAUGAUCUCCUAUUCUCCAUAUAUCAGUUACUCUUCAGAUGACAGGCAUAGUUACGGGGAGGGUGACCAAGAUGACAGAUCUUUCAAGCAGUACAGGACAUCAAGUCCUAGCUCUGCUGGCUCCUUGGGCUAUGGUCGGUACACCCCCACCUCCCAUUCUCCUCAGCAUUACAGCAGACCAGGCAGUGAAAGUGGUCGGAGCACUCCAAGCUUAUCCAUGUACUCUGACAGCAAAUCUUCACCUUCUGUCUAUCAGCAGGCUCCUAGGCAUUUCCAUAUUCCAGACACUGGCGUAAAAGAUAACAUCUAUAGGAAACCUCCUAUCUACAAACAGCAUGCAGCAAGAAGAUCAGAAGGGGAGGAUGGAAGCUUGGACCAGGACAGUAAGAAGCUGAAGAGCAGCUGGCUGAUCCUGAAAGGGGAUCUGGAGACCAGAACCAACUCCCCGGACUCGGAGACGCGCUCGCUGUCACUCACCGCCAGCAGCGACCGGGCGCAGGAGGGCACGGCCAUGCCGUACUGCCGAUUUCCAUAUUCUAAGUCUGCUUCUCUACCUGGCUAUGGAAAGAAUGGCUUACAUCAGCCUGAAACUAUGGGUCAAUAUGAAACGGACCAGGAUGCAAGCUGGGGGAUGAAAGAAUACAAGAUUUAUCCCUAUGAAACACUUAUUGUAACAAACCGAGUCCGUGUGAAAUUGCCCAAGGAUGUGGACAGGACCAGGCUGGAGAGGCAUUUGUCCCCUGAAGAGUUCCAGGAAGUCUUCAAAAUGAGUAUUGAGGAAUUUGAUCGUCUGGCACUUUGGAAGCGGAAUGACCUGAAGAAAAAGGCCCUGCUUUUCUAAACCCUCCCGGAUAAAAUAUAUGCUUAAUCAAAACAAAAAUAGUCUUGCCAGAACUAUCACAUGCACUUGCUGUUGAACCAUUGUCCAGCUUCAUUGUGUUAGUAUGUGUCGGGGAAACAAGACAGAUUAGAUGGUAAUGUGUUAGGAUACAGAGAAUUUGCUAAUCUUGCAUUUCCAGCUGGUUUUGUCAGUAACUCCUGGUCCUACCCAGUUUGCAAUGUGCAAAAAAAAAAAAAUCUAGCUUUAAAUUUAUUGUUGCUUGCAUUUGUUGCUUGAUGCAAAUGGAAAUUCUGAAAGGAAGAGAAAAAAGUGUAGCUGUACACAGGAAAUGCAUCCAACAUUUUAUUCCAUUCAGUUUUAUAAUGCAAUUUUUACAAAACCAAGUAAGUAAUUAUUAUAGAAAUUUGCCAGCAGGGGAUCAGAUGCUGUUAAAAAUAUGGUAAAAGCCAAAGAAAAGCAUAUCCGCAAGCAAUUACUGCAAUUGUUUAUCUGUGGUACUUUUUAAGAAUGAAAGCAGGAAUAUGGAAGCACCUUAAUUCUACUUCUUAUAUUUAAACACAGUGUACUCUUUAAAAGAUCAUAUUUGUCUAGAAGGUAACUAGCUAUCUUUAAUUAUAACACCAGAGAUUUUAUUUUAUUAAGAAUAUAUUGAGACAUAAAACGGUUAUAGUUACUAAAAUGUAUACAGACCUACUACGAUUUAGUUCCAUUCAUCAGGAAAACUGAAGCCUUAUACAAAACUGGUUGAAGAGUGUAUUGUGCCAGUUGACUGUGUUUUCCUGUUAGCCUGGGGUGUUUGAAGAAUGUUUUUUUUACAUUUCAUGCUGAUGAAAUACCAUGUAAUCUUAAUUACUAUGUAGAUAGAUAUAUCUAUCUAUAAAAGAAUUAUUUUCAUUAAUAUAUGUCCUAAGUGAAGGCAUUCUUACUUUCUCAACUUUCCAUCUUUACACAGUAAGCCAUGAGAACUGUGAUGGCAUUUGGUAAUGGAAAUGGAACAGUUCAGCAUAAAAUGUAACAAAAAAAAAAGCUUGGUGUGCUCUAUCAGUAAUACAGACAAUUAGAAUCAAAUCCAUAGAACCCUCAUGCAUUUCUAUUUGCAUGUUUCUGUACAAGUCAAUUUGAAAAAAACAAAAACAAACUAUGUGAUACUGGUGCAGUACCUUGAAAUUAUCUUAAAUAACAAGCAAAGCUAACAAAAUCUAAGCAUUUGAUAUAAGUGUUAGACCUUAAUAUCUCUUCCAGCUGAAAGACUGUAUUAAAUUCAAUAGUUUCAUUUGGUCGGAGGUAUGGUUGCUGACAAAGAAUGUUUUAAAGUGAGUUGCUAGUUUUUUGUGAUACUAAAUGAGCAUUACAAAAAGUACAUUUUUCAGCCAUGUGUCAGUAUUCUGCAUUUUUACUGCCUUGGAUGUUUGUACUCACCUCCUAGUUCACUAUGUCUUUUCGCAUUUCCUUAAGGUAACUGGUUAAUAUAUGCACUACAACACACUAUUUCAACUGACCCAGCGUUGGAAAAGUCAUAGCAUUGAACAUGCCUUCUCCCAACUAACUUUCAGAGUCCAUGCUGUUGGAAAUAAAUAUUUUCUCAUCACCUAAAUGUUUUGUCUGAUUAUAACAAUGUUUAAAAAGAAUCAUUAAAACAAAGACAUAACUGAA
Camarhynchus parvulus is the source of this 4137-nucleotide messenger RNA. RefSeq names its product actin binding LIM protein family member 2 (gene ABLIM2). Gene Ontology annotation, molecular function: actin filament binding. The record is from RefSeq and is a predicted model, not a curated record. The transcript is spliced from 22 exons. Lineage: Eukaryota; Metazoa; Chordata; Aves; Passeriformes; Thraupidae. Gene Ontology annotation, biological process: cytoskeleton organization; lamellipodium assembly. Gene Ontology annotation, cellular component: actin cytoskeleton. Bases 1 to 2484 code for a protein of 827 amino acids.